Pollicipes pollicipes is the source of this 3080-nucleotide messenger RNA. RefSeq lists its product as uncharacterized. Lineage: Eukaryota; Metazoa; Arthropoda; Thecostraca; Pollicipedomorpha; Pollicipedidae. Gene Ontology annotation, cellular component: apical junction complex; plasma membrane. The record is from RefSeq and is a predicted model, not a curated record. Gene Ontology annotation, biological process: cell-cell junction organization.
CGCCGUCGGCGGGCCAGCGGCCGCCGCCGGAGACGGACCUGGACGCCAUCGUGCGCAGCCUGCAGGAGUGCAUCGACGAGGCGUCUCCCAACAAGGAGAAGGCCAAGAGCCUGCUCAACCUGGACAAGAACAUGGAGUUCACGCUGGCGCAGGGCGUCGACUCGCGCGCCAAGUCGAUGGAGUUCCUGCUGGACGACGAGAACAAGAGCGCCGUGCAGCCGCCGGAGAAUCAGCUGAUGCGCGGGGGCCGCCAGCUGAGUGAGCACGAGCUGCGCUUCCAGCGGUCGCUGCGCAACCUCAACACGCCCGAGUGGUACAAGAAGUCCAGCAAGCCGGACACGUCGUUGCGACGGGACUAUGGCGGCUGGUCCGGCUUCAACUCCAAGUCGACGUCGAAGGAGAGCCUGCAGUCGAGCCGGUGCACCACGCCCACCGCCCAGUCCAAGGUGGUGAUCCCGACGCGCGUGCGGCCGCCCGACUGGCGCUACGUGCGCGCCACCUCGCGGGAGAGCCUCACCAGUCCGGGCUCCGGCGCCGCCUCGCCAGCGCCCAGCGACCGCAGCGGCCUCUACUACGGCGGCGCGUACCGGGCCGGCUCGGCGCGCGUCUCGCAGACCAGCAGCGGCACGCAGAGCCCCGUCGGCAGCGCCGGCGGCAGCCUGGGCGGCACCGGCCGCAGCCUCGGACACCGGCCCGCCUACCUGGGCUGGCGCAGCCAGGAGCGGCUCAGCCAGGGCUACCAGACGCCGGUCGACCGGCUGGCCAGCAGCUUCGGACGCAACCGCAGUGAGGGCAACCUGAGCGGCGCGCGGCUGAGCCUACCGCGCGACCGCAGCGCCGGCAGCAGCGGCUCGGUCGGGCCGCCGCGCCAGCAGCCCGACCUGGACGUGCACAGCUCGAUCAAGGAGGUGACCAGCGCCAUAGUGCAUUACUUUGACUCGACGGCGUCGUCCAACGGCGGCAGUGUGAGUGACAUGGGCCGCUCUGGCUCGCCGCGGCCGCGGCACCGCUCGCCGGCCGGCGCGCGCGGCUCGCGGUCCGGCUCGCCGUCCAGGGCGCGGCCCGUCUGGCUGGAGACGGCGUUCGUCGGCACCAAGCCGACGGACGAGCCGACGACGCCGGAGGCGGCCGGCGCCCCGACGCCCCGCCGCCGCCGCCCUCCAGCGCCCCGCCGCCCCGCUCCGAUGCCAAGGGCGACCAUUACGAGCUCGCACCUUCGUCUCGUGUUGAUGCUCGUGUCGAGCAGGCUUAGUGAGCAAGGGGGCGGGCGGCCGGCGCCGGCGGCGCGGCGCGGCUCGUCCGUCACUGUGGAGGACGUGCUGGACUCGCUGCUGGCGUUGCCGGGCGGCGCGACCGGGGCCCCGCGGCGCAGCAGCUCCACCAGCAGCAAGGGAUCGCGGCGGGGCGCCUCACCCUCGCGUGUGCUCUACGAGACGUCGCUGGUGGGCACGCGGUACUACGACUGCUCGCCGUCGGCGCCCGAGGAGGCGCCCAGCCGGAACGGGCACCUGGCGAACGCGGCACCGCCGCCGGCGCCGCGGCCCAACGCCAUCACGACCGUGGCCUGGGUUAACAGCGAGCCGGAGCCGCACUGGGAGGAGCUGUACGGCGGAAGCAAGGGCAGCGCCGACUCGGGCAGCGCCGAGCACAAGCACAGCGGCAGCACCGACAACUGCGCCUCGAGCGGCGACUCGCUGCAGGCGCAGGUCAGCUCGCCGACGGCCGAGCGCCGGCUCAGCGACUCGAUCGACGGCCACAAGGUGCGCUUCGAUGUGUCAGACGACGACUGGCAGCCGGGCGAGGCCGGCGAGCGCGAGGUGACGCUGGAGGAGCUCGGCCGCCGGCUGCCCCUCGCCGACGACGUGUCCGACGUCGACGCCGACACGGACCGCUCGGCCGCCACCACCACGCCCGUCGAGAACGACGUCAAGGAGGGCGACGAGGGCGUCGAGCCCGACUCGUUCAUCACCAUCAAGUGCAAGAACUCGAUGUGCCUGCGGACGACCAACCUGACCGAGGCGAAGACCGUGUUCAAAAUGUGCCACAACUGUGAGACGUUCUAUUGCUCGCGCGACUGCCGGCGCGCGCACUGGGACCGCCACCGGCGCGUGUGCGCCGCCAUUCGCGCGCAGACCAUGUCCAAGCAGAUCAUCAUGAAGAUCAAGGAGGACGAGAACCUGCUGCUGGAGUUCUCGCGCACGGCGCGGCAGGGCUUCCUCACUCACGGGCGCGGUCUGCUGAAGGUGUUCUUCCCCAGCCCCGAGUCGGCCGACGACUUCCUGGCCAAGGAGAACGGCACCGCCUCCGAGGCGCUCUACAUCAAGUGGCAGGACCUGCUGCCGCGCGAGAUGGGCCACCUCGUCUACCGCGAGAUCAUCGACCUGUGCAAGGCGUACAACCCCGAGUCGCGCCUCGUGCUCUACAUUGUGAUUUGCGUGUUUAACGAGAUGCCUCUGAGCGGUGCGGCCAAGUGGGAGCGCCAAAUCAUCCCGCGCUGCGCCAAACUCAAACUGAGCCCGCUGCUGGGCGGCCGCUCGCCGCAGCGUAAGCCGUCGCCCAAGAUCACGCGUGAGCUCGACGAGCUGGAGACGCUGAUCCUAAUCUCGCUGCCAAACUCGCUGCCGCACAUGGCGGCGGAGCGCGCGCGCGAGGUCAACUUCCUGAACAUCCUGCGCCACCUGCGCGCGCGCGGUGCCAGCUUACGUCGCGACUACCCGGAGGUGUACAACAGGCUGUGUGCCUACUCGGAGAAGAACGUGCCCUUCUCGCCCACCACCAUCUACCCCAAGGACACGGGCACGGGCAACACGUUCAUGUGUCUCAUCAUGCCCGACGCGACGCCGGAGCAGCUGCUGAAGAUCCCGCGCGACUGCGGCAAGGUUAAAACGAUCAAUAUCAGCCUGGACCGGGCCGAGUGACUGGAGGCCGGCCUCGCCCCCAUCCCGGCCGUCGAGCCUCGUCGCUAACUGUUCUUGUUAUUGUUGGUGAUUUUUAAUAAUUUAGUACACAAGCAGCGAGCAGGUGUUAGCAGCCUCAUUCGGUGUCGCUGUGGGUGCUGUAGCCUUGCGCGCGCCAGUCGG